ACAGUGCCCCGUGUCUCUCGAGGCAGAGCAGGGAUCUCUGGAGCUGAGCUCCCCUCUGUGAGUGCAGGAAUUGUCUGCCAGGGGCUGAGUGUCCUUGGGGACAGGAAUGCUCACAGGGCUCUGCAGGGUCAUGGUUCCUCCCAUGGCUGAGAGCUGCUGCUGGAGAAGGGGUCCAGUGUCUCCCCUGGCCUGCUUCCCUUUGUCCUCAGCCCGGGGCAGCUCCCAGCUGUGUCAGUGUGGGGUGAGGGAUCCUCAGCUGGGCUCUGCAAGGAACCCAGGUGAGAGAGGACAGCUUGCUGAGAGCUGCUCUGGGGAGGUUUCUCAAACCACCACCUCCCUCCAACCCCCUGCCCUGGGGGAACACAGCCCCUGUGGCCAAUGCAGCUGGAAUGUGUUGGUGUUUCCUGGCAGGAGAGUGAGGGUCACUGUGACUCUGGGAGCCCACAAUGCAAGGGGCCGAGAACGGAGCCAGCAGAAGAUCCGUGUUGGGCAGUGGGUAACCCAUCCCAAAUAUUCCCGUGUUGGCUUGAAAAAUGACAUUGUGCUGCUGAAGCUGAAGCCAAAGGCCAGGAUCAAUAAGAAUGUGCAGAGUAUCUCCAUUCCCAGGAGAAAUGAUCGUGUGAGAGAAGGAGCUUUAUGUAAUGUGCCUGGUUGGGGCUGGACAUCUGACACAGGAAAUACGACUAAUGUGCUGAGAGAGGUGAAACUGAAGGUGCAAAAUGCGACAGUAUGUCAGCAGAUUUUCCGUUACUAUGAGCGUCAGUCUAUGCUCUGUGUUGGUGAUGAAUCCAGUCCAAAAGCAACUUCCCGAGGUGAUUCUGGAGGCCCAUUAGUCUGCAACAGGAAGGCUCAUGGCAUUGUUUCCCAUGCACGUGAACGCAACCUCUUCCCAAGUGUAUUCACCAAGAUCUCAUACUUUGAGCCCUGGAUACGUGAGCAGCUGAGGAGGUUUGCACUCCAAGAUAUUCCUGGCUCUCCAUCCUCUGGCUGAAAUGCUCAGUGCCCCUUCUGCACAAUGCAUCCAACACCUGCUGGUGCUCAGAAGCUCCCAGGGGCAGCUGGAGGGGAGUCAGAGAAGCCCCUGUGGUGCAGGCACAGGCUUUGGCACUGAGGAGAGUCUCCAUGGCAAGGUACAAAUGCAGCUCCCAAGCACACCCAGCUUCCCAUUGCUCCCCUCCUCCCACUGCUGCUCCAGCUCUGCUUCUGGCCAUCAAUAAAAGCAUGUUCAAACUC
Motacilla alba alba is the source of this 1233-nucleotide messenger RNA. RefSeq names its product cathepsin G-like. Gene Ontology annotation, biological process: proteolysis. The coding region runs from base 107 to 991 and encodes 294 amino acids. The record is from RefSeq and is a predicted model, not a curated record. The transcript is spliced from 3 exons. NCBI's taxonomy places the organism in Eukaryota, Metazoa, Chordata, Aves, Passeriformes, Motacillidae. Gene Ontology annotation, cellular component: cytoplasm; intracellular membrane-bounded organelle. Gene Ontology annotation, molecular function: serine-type endopeptidase activity.